UCCACUCCGCUCCACUCCGCUCUCCUCCAGCCUCGCCAGGCCCUCUCUCUGCCCGCGGGAGCUCCUCGGCUGCGCAGCGGCGGCCAGCUCGCUAGGCAGCUGCAAGCGACCUCAGAGGCAGCAGCGGCCAGCUCGCUAGGCAGCUGCAGGCGGCGCCCAGGAUGAAGUGCAAGCCGAACCAGACGCGGACCUACGACCCCGAGGGCUUCAAGAAGCGCGCCGCGUGCCUGUGCUUCCGCAGCGAGCGCGAGGACGAGGUGCUGCUGGUCAGCAGCAGCCGCUACCCGGACCGCUGGAUCGUGCCGGGAGGAGGCAUGGAGCCCGAGGAGGAGCCGGACGGCGCGGCGGUGCGCGAGGUGUACGAGGAGGCGGGAGUCAAGGGGAAGUUGGGCCGCUUGCUGGGCGUCUUCGAGCAGAACCAGGACCGCAAGCACCGGACCUACGUGUUCGUGCUCACCGUCACCGAGCUGCUGGAGGAUUGGGAAGACUCGGUCAGCAUCGGCAGGAAGCGCGAGUGGUUCAAGAUCGAAGAUGCCAUCAAGGUCCUGCAGUGCCACAAGCCCGUGCACGCCGAGUACCUGGAGAAACUGAAGCUGGGCGGCUCCCCUACUAAUGGGAACUCCGCUGCCCCGACCCCGCCAGAGAGCGAGCCCUAGUAUGUACCGCUCCCGCCCGGACUCUUGCCUGUCGCCUCCCUUGCACUUGCCUCCUGCCUGCCAGGGGAGCACCUCUCCUGCCCUGUGCGCCCGCCCGCACGGGCAGGAGAGAGGCUUCUUUUGUUUCCUUGGCAGGCAGACCUCUGAAUCACGCUUGCAAACUGUCUCUGUUGCCAGGCACUGUUUGCAGACAAUUUGCACGUUUUUCAGAUGCUUUUCCAAUCGCUUCUUGGUGACACUGUAAAAAUCUCGCGGUCAGCCACAGCUGCAUGGGAUUU
Molecule: messenger RNA, 934 nt
Organism: Rattus rattus (black rat)
Lineage: Eukaryota; Metazoa; Chordata; Mammalia; Rodentia; Muridae
Product: diphosphoinositol polyphosphate phosphohydrolase 3-alpha
Exons: 1
Coding region: 162-656 (164 amino acids)
Biological process (GO): diadenosine pentaphosphate catabolic process; diphosphoinositol polyphosphate metabolic process; diadenosine hexaphosphate catabolic process
Cellular component (GO): nucleus; cytoplasm
Molecular function (GO): endopolyphosphatase activity; bis(5'-adenosyl)-hexaphosphatase activity; diphosphoinositol-polyphosphate diphosphatase activity
Source: RefSeq, a predicted model, not a curated record